AAAAAUAAAAUGGGUUUUGCGAAACUAAUAUAAAGCACAGUAAGAGGUUUGAGAGAGUCCUUUCACCGAACUCUCUCCUUUUUCCAAUCAAUUAUCUUUUGAAGAUCGUUCAUCGAUUCUAGGGUUUCCAUUUAGUCUUUUCUCUCUCAAAUCAGAUUUUGGUUUUAAAGAUGAGGAUGAACAACGAAGGGAAGACGAUUGACUUAGAGCAGGGAUGGGAUUUUAUUCAGAAAGGGAUUAUAAAGCUGAAGAACAUUCUAGAAGGACUGCCUGAGACACAGUUCAGUUCAGAGGACUAUAUGAUGCUCUAUUCAACUAUCUAUACUAUGUGUACUCAAAAGCCCCCUCACGAUUAGGCUCAACAGCUGUAUGACAAAUACAAAGAGUCUUUUGAGGAAUACAUUACAUCAACGGUAUUACCUUCCUUAAGAGAGAAACAUGAUGAGUUUAUGUUGAGGGAGCUUGUGCAAAGGUGGUCAAAUCAUAAAAUUAUGGUCAGGUGGCUUUCUCAAUUUUUCCGUUAUCUUGAUCGCUAUUUUAUUGCUCGGAGGUCGCUUCCAACGCUUAAUGAAGUUGGACUCACAUGCUUCCGUGAUCUAGUCUACCUGGAGUUGAAUGGGAAAGUAAGAGAUGCUGUUAUAUCAUUGAUUGAUCAUGAGCGCGAGGGAGAGCAAAUUGACCGGGCUUUAUUGAAGAAUGUUUUAGAUAUAUUUGUUGAGAUCGGAAUGGGGCAAAUGGAUUAUUAUGAGAAUGACUUUGAAGCGGCUCUGCUCGAAGAUACUGCUGCUUACUAUUCUAGGAAGGCUUCAAACUGGAUCUUGGAAGAUUCUUGUACAGAUUAUAUAUUGAAAGCUGAGGAAUGUUUGAGAAGAGAGAAGGACAGGGUUUCUCAUUAUCUGCAUUCUAGUAGCGAGCUAAAGUUGCUGGAGGUUUGUUCCGAUUCUUGGCCAGAUUAUAUGUUGAAAAAAGUUCAACAUGAGUUGUUGUCCGUCUAUGCAACCCAAGUGCUUGAAAAAGCGCACUCUGGAUGUCACGCAUUGCUUAGAGAUGACAAGGUGGAUGACUUGUCAAGGAUGUAUAGGCUCUUUUCUAAACUACCUCGAGGUUUAGAACCUGUUUCUAGUACAUUUAAGCAGCAUGUUACAGCCGAAGGUACAACAUUGGUUAAACAAGCUGAAGAUGCAGCAAGCAACAAAAAGGCAGAUAAAAAGGAUGUGGUUGGUUUGCAGGAACAGGUUUUCGUUAGAAAAGUAAUUGAGCUACAUGACAAGUACCUGACAUACGUAAAUGACUGUUUUAUGAAUCAUACCCUUUUCCACGAGGCACUCAAGGAGGCUUUUGAAGUCUUCUGCAACAAGGGUGUUGCUGGAAGUUCGAGUUCAGAACUACUAGCUACAUUUUGUGAUAAUAUUCUUAAAAAAGGUGGAAGUGAGAAAUUGAGUGAUGAAGCCAUUGAGGAGACACUUGAGAAGGUUGUGAAGCUGCUUGCCUACAUAUGCGAUAAAGAUCUUUUUGCUGAAUUCUAUAGAAAAAAACUUGCUCGGCGGUUACUCUGGGACAAGAGUGCCAACGAUGAGCAUGAGAGAAGCAUUCUGACAAAGUUGAAGCAGCAAUGUGGUGGUCAGCUCACUUCAAAGAUGGAGGGCAUGGUCACAGAUCUGACAUUGGCACGAGAAAAUCAAUCGAACUUCGAGGAAUAUCUCAGCAAUAAUGCCAAUGCGAAUCCCGGGAUUGACUUGACUGUUACUGUCCUGACCACUGGAUUUUGGCCUAGUUACAAGUCAUUCGAUCUGAACCUCCCAGAAGAGAUGGUCAAGUGCGUCGAAGUUUUCGAAGAAUUCUAUCAGACAAAAACAAAGCACAGAAAACUUACAUGGAUAUUUUCAUUGGGUAGUUGCAACAUCAACGGAAAAUUCGACACCAAAACUAUUGAGAUGAUUAUGACAACCUACCAGGCUUCUGUUCUUCUGUUAUUCAAUGGAUCGGAUAGACUGAGUUAUCAGGAAAUCGUCACUCAGUUAAACUUAACGGAUGAUGACGUUGUUAGAUUGCUCCAUUCACUGUCAUGUGCCAAGUAUAAGAUUCUUAACAAAGAGCCGAACAAUAAAACAAUCUCUCCCACGGAUUACUUUGAGUUUAACUCCAAAUUCACCGACAAGAUGCGAAGGAUCAAGAUUCCACUCCCUCCCGUGGAUGAGAAGAAAAAGGUAAUUGAAGACGUUGACAAGGACAGACGUUAUGCCAUUGAUGCUUGUAUCGUGCGCAUCAUGAAGAGUCGCAAAGUUCUGGGCCACCAACAGUUGGUUAUGGAGUGCGUCGAGCAGUUGAGUCGGAUGUUCAAGCCUGAUUUUAAAGCAAUCAAGAAGAGGAUUGAAUAUCUAAUCACCCGAGACUAUCUAGAAAGAGACAAGGACAAUCCGAACAUGUUUAGGUAUUUGGCAUGAUUUGGCAAGCUGAUAACCCAGAUGAAUUUGUUACUGCAAUGCUACCAGGCAAUUAGCUCGCUCAAAAAAUCUUACGACGGUGGAAGCCCGAGCACAAAGCACCAAUUAUUCCGUCGUGGGAGCUUUUGAUAAUUUGUAUAUUUUGCCCUCAAGUCAGGUGAGGAUUAUUACUCAUUAAAUUAGGUCAAAUUGUAGGGCUUGAAGUCCGAUUUUCAAUAGUACAGUCCCAUUCAUGAAAUUCCAACCACAUGGUCUUGAAAUCCCAACCACAUGGUCUUGAAAUUCCAAUCACAUUCAAAAGUGAGGUGUGGUCAUGAAAAAAUCUCUUAAUCCGAGUUUGCCUACUUGUGGGGAAAUCAUUACCCACUCGCUAGAACCUUAUAGCAUGUUUUUAAUUGGUAGGGACGACCCGAUUAAAUUUCAUUUGAGUCGUUUAGAGUCAACUUACUCUCCUUCUUUGUCUUGGAAUGACUAAUUUACCCGACUUAGUUUUGGGACUUGAGUAAGAAUCCGGUUUGCAUUCUUUUUCGUUCAUGAUUCAGGUCCUAUGGAUCCGGGUCGUGACAUUUUCGUUCUUGAUUCAGGUCCGGGUUGUGACAGAAGUUUGAAUAUAUAGGUUUACGUAAAAAAAAAUUAUUUAUUUUAUUUUUAUAUGUAGAGAGAGCUUCGGGUAAGUGCAGAGAAAAAAAUUAUUAAAUUAUUUCUCAUUUUGUAAUAUAUAUAUUUUUCCUUUCCUAAAGAUUGUAUAACCGAUAGAUUGGUCAAUAGGUUACAUGACCAAGCAAUUUGGACCGUCCAAUCGUCGACGGGGCUGAUUGGUUUAUUGUAACGCAUGGCCCUUGGGGUCAAGGUUCAUUCUCGCUUGAGGUGAGCCCAUUCUGGUGUGCCAAAAAGUUAGAAGAGCAAGUCUAGAAUUUGAAAAAGAGAGAGAUUUCGGUGAAACGCCGACAAAGCUUCUAGCGAUCAAAUUUAGAAUCCAACGAGGUUUCAAUAAAGUUUUUGAAACUAGAUUUCGAUGAGGUUCCGAUGAAGAUUCUAACAAUCAAACUUGGAUUCUGGCGAUCGGAAUGAAAAUUCCGUCCAAGACAAAAUUAAGAAUACCAAAUUGGUUUUAUUUUCAACUUAUAUUUUUAUAUUCAUAGUUUUCAUUAUACGUAGUAUAUUAUUUAUUCAAAAGUUAUUUUCAAAGGAAAAGUUCUUUAAAAUUAUUUAAAAUUGGAAAUUAUGUUUUGAGUUUAAAUUUAAAUUUCUCAAAUUAAAUUUUAUUAUGAAUAUAAUGUGAAGAUAUGAGUACAUGAGUUGGCAGGAGUUGUAUUAAUAUGAUGUCAUUUUUUUUUUCUCUAUUUAUUUAUUUAUUUAUUUUCUUUUUCAUUCAUUUAUUUAUUUUUUUUUUUCAAUUUUCAAUAUUUCUCCUAUAAGUUUAUUUACUCCACCAACCUAUCAUUUAAAGAAUGUUGGGUGGAGAAAAAUCAAUUUAUUCUUUAGGAGUCAUGCAUCAUUUAUGGCCAAACUCAUUGAAUGGUACCCCAUUUUACCUUUCUAAACCAUGUUAUAUGUUGAAAAUAUGUACUUACACAUUAAAUUUCUAUUUUAUUUAUGAGUUAAAUGCUCUGACA
This is a messenger RNA of Cornus florida, 4060 nucleotides long. RefSeq names its product cullin-1-like. The coding region runs from base 450 to 2444 and encodes 664 amino acids. The transcript is spliced from 20 exons. Lineage: Eukaryota; Viridiplantae; Streptophyta; Magnoliopsida; Cornales; Cornaceae. The record is from RefSeq and is a predicted model, not a curated record. Gene Ontology annotation, biological process: protein ubiquitination; ubiquitin-dependent protein catabolic process. Gene Ontology annotation, molecular function: ubiquitin protein ligase binding. Gene Ontology annotation, cellular component: cullin-RING ubiquitin ligase complex.